GGCAACGGAAGAAGAAGCUCACCUUGGGAGAAGUCUAGCCAGCCGGCUGGCUGGCCCGUUGGACGCAUGCGCGCUCGCGACUGGUUUGUGGGUGAAGGCCGAGCGCUUCCGGCUGCCGCCGAGACACAAGCCGCUCGCCGGCCGCGGAGGAGUAACCAGAGCAACGGAAGCUCGCGUACCGCAAGCAUGUCGCCGAGAACCGCUGCUGUCGCCUGCCUUGCGCUGUACGCCCUCGCAGUCGGGUCCAAUGCUCAAGUCAACGACGACCCGACACGCAAGUGCCUCAACUGCAUCUGCUACGCCAGCACCAAGUGCAACACGCAAAUCGGUUGCACGAAUGGCGGCCCCAACUCGUACUUCUGCGGACCCUACCAGAUCUCGUACGCCUAUUGGAUCGAUGCUGGAAAGCCUGGAAACUUUGACCACUUCGAGAAGUGCCUGAAGGACCAGACCUGCGCCGAGACCGCUGUGGUUAACUACAUGAACAAGUGGGGCACCGACUGCGAUGGCGAUGGCCAGGUCACGUGCUACGACUACGCGCGCAUGCACAAGGCCGGCCGCUCGGGAUGCUCGGCGGCCUCGUGGGUGGAAGCGACAGACUACUGGGCCCAGUUCCAGGAGUGCUUCGGCCCGUCGCCGUCCCCGCAGGGACUCGGACCCGGCGACGACUCCGGCAUCGGCGGACUCGAUGCCCGCUCAAACAAACGCAACUAGGCCUCGCGCCCGACACCUUGCUCGUGACGUCGUCAGCUUCAAUGGACAAUUUGACUCGCCGCAGCUUACAGACUCUCUACACUGUUCUCGACAAGUUAGUCAGAUAGGAAAUCAGCCAUUCCAGGGGUUUCAUACGCAACUCGGGUACCAGGCCACUUACGUAUCUGAUAGGCUCCCACAGAGGUAAAUAAGAGGGAUGGCCUUAGACACAAGAGAGCCACUUAGGUGCAACAGAAUGUCUUCGAGGGCUACAUAGGACCCGCAGGCUACGUGUUUGCGCCAACAUUAUGAGUAUACUGCUACGGUCCUACACGAGACACUUUCCAGCGAGAAAAGAUCGGCAAGACAUUUGGUGCCCAAUUGCUUUGCAUAAAAAUAUUCGUAAAUUAUUCCUUAAGUAUUGCUUCCAUGUGCAAGAAAAAAAAUGCGAGAAGUUUCGAUGCUGGUUCACCAGCUGGCUCUGCUGCAUGCCGUUACGAACAAAUGAGUGAAAUUGUGCGGCGCUGCACAGCACAGUGUCCGACGCGAAUGCGUCUGGUGGUUCGUGAAUAAUGUACAAAAUUACGUCGCCAUCAUGGUGGACGGGACCCUAGCGUAAACUUUGGAACCAUUGCAGAAUUCCUGCUCUCUGCUGGCUUGCCGAAUUAUCGCAGGGUUGGUUGUGAAACAACAGGUUGUGAAGGACGUUCAUGACUCCAAUUGGGAGGUGGCCCUCCUUGCCAAAAGCAGCUGCAAGGGGACGUACUGCUCAGCGUGUAUUAUCGACCUUUUUUUGUGUGUGUGUGUGUCGUGUGACUCACUAAAGGGUUGCACUUGUCGUUGGUAACCUCACAGCCAGCGUUGAGGUGCGGUGGCACAAAACUGUGGCGCGGAAAUGCUUGGUAGCGUGAACCAGAAUCUAUCGUUGCUGGAGGGGGUCGAUUUCAAAUUUUCGCGUGCAGCGCUACCCCGAAGGCAGACGAACGUGCCUUUGUAAAAAAAAAAAAGGAAAGUAAAAACAUUGUUUUGGUUU
This is a messenger RNA of Dermacentor silvarum, 1726 nucleotides long. RefSeq names its product lysozyme-like. Bases 67 to 714 code for a protein of 215 amino acids. Gene Ontology annotation, molecular function: lysozyme activity. Lineage: Eukaryota; Metazoa; Arthropoda; Arachnida; Ixodida; Ixodidae. The transcript has 4 exons. The record is from RefSeq and is a predicted model, not a curated record.